AUUAACUAACUUUAUUUCCCGCAGCAAGGUCGAAAAGUGAAGUUCCACCUGAAACCGGGACCAGAACCACAUGUCUCCGACCGGGUCCAGCCGCUGACAUGCUGGGGCGCGAGGCGGCGGUGCGGGCUCUGUGGUGUGUUUAAUCUCUGCUUCCGCGGCUUGUCGAGACUUUGGCAGAAGCAGCGUGGUGACCGCAGCUAGCUGACAGCAGCUAGCCGGGGAGCAUGGGCUCAGCUCCGGAUCACGGUGCCGGUGCCGGUACCGAGGCCCGUCUGGACGGCAGGCCCGGCUCUGCCGUCCCGUUAGCCGGACAGAUCCGACAGGUGUUCAGCCACGUGCGGAUAGAAAACCUCGUGGCGGGGCUGAGUGGAGGAGUGGUGUCCACGCUGGUGCUGCACCCUCUGGACCUGGUCAAGAUCAGGUUUGCAGUCAGCGAUGGUCUGGAGCUCAGACCCAGGUACAGUGGCAUCCUGCACUGUAUGAAGAGUGUGUGGCAGCAGGAGGGCCUCAGAGGACUCUACCAGGGGGUCACGCCGAAUGUUUGGGGCGCGGGGGCCUCCUGGGGUCUGUACUUCUUCUUCUAUAAUGCAAUCAAAGGGUACACAAAGGAGGGCCGUCAGACCGAGCUGAGCGCCACGGAGCACCUGGUGUCUGCGGCCGAAGCAGGCGUCCUGACGCUCACCAUAACCAACCCGAUCUGGGUGACCAAAACCCGGCUGGUGCUCCAGUACGACGCUGACAAGUCCAGUAAGCAGUACAAGGGGAUGGUGGACGCUCUGGUGAAGAUCUACCGCAACGAGGGAGUGCCGGGGCUGUACAAGGGUUACGUUCCCGGCCUGUUCGGCACGUCUCACGGAGCGCUGCAGUUCAUGGCCUACGAGGAGCUGAAGAGAGACUACAACAAAUACAAGAACGUGGCCUCGGACGCCAAGCUGAACCCGCUGGAAUACAUCACAAUGGCGGCAUUAUCUAAAAUAUUUGCCGUGGCCACCACCUACCCCUACCAGGUGGUGCGGGCUCGCCUGCAGGAUCAGCAUAAUAAAUACAACGGCGUUGUGGACGUCGUUAGGCGGACGUGGAGGAACGAAGGAGCCGCUGGCUUCUACAAAGGCAUCAUCCCCAACUUGAUACGCGUGACCCCCGCCUGCUGCAUCACCUUCGUGGUCUAUGAGAACGUCUCUCGCUUCCUUCUGGGACAAAACAGCUGAGGGAUGGAAGCGCGAGACGCACGGACGAUGGACUGCAGCCUCACGGCAGUGUUAGUGAGGAGACGCAGAGACGAGGUGCCCAGCACUGGCUGCGGUGCACGAACACGCCGGAAAUUCAUGAGGGCAGAAGAAUCGGAGUCGACAGUGGAGAUUUUUAUUUUAUUUUUCCAUAAAACAAAUCUGGACUGUUAAUAAUUAAAGCGCACAAUUAAUACACUGUGAGAAUGUAUGCAGCCUUUCAUCCUCUCGGAUGGGAUACUGUUGUUAUGAGCUUUAAAAAAAAAAAGAAAAAAACAAACAAAAAAAAGCAUACAGGUGUAUGUAAG
This is a messenger RNA of Salarias fasciatus (jewelled blenny), 1534 nucleotides long. RefSeq names its product mitochondrial folate transporter/carrier. Gene Ontology annotation, biological process: nucleotide transport; transmembrane transport. The transcript has 7 exons. Bases 225 to 1208 code for a protein of 327 amino acids. Lineage: Eukaryota; Metazoa; Chordata; Actinopteri; Blenniiformes; Blenniidae. The record is from RefSeq and is a predicted model, not a curated record.